UUGAAGAAGACAAAAGACUUGAGAUGAGUUGACCCCAAGUCUUCCUUAGAAGUUUGAAAAAUACGUACUGCACACACAUUCUAAGCUAAGUCUUCCUCUCCGGCCAACUGCACAAUAAUCAUUAAUUUUCCGGCAAUUCCUUCACCAUCGAUCAACAAAAAAUGGCACAAGAACUCAGUUAUGCCGCGUAUUUGAGUUUUAGCGAGACGGGAAAUAUAGGCCAAACCUUCCUCAGCCAUUUGCAUGGAGCUUUGAAACAAGAAGGGAUUUACACCUUCAAAGAUGAUCGGAACCAAGAUAGAGGAAUAUCGGUUUCAAAGGAUUCGUCGAGAGCUAUUGAAGAGUCCCAGAUUAUAGUUGUUGUCUUCUGCGAGAAUUUUGUUUUAUCUAAAGAUUGUUUGGAUGAAGUUGUAAAGAUUAUGGAUUGCAGGAAACUGUUAAAGAAGAUUGUUAUACCGAUAUUCUACGACGUGGAACCAUCAGAAGUACGAAGGCAAAGGAACAGCUUGGCCGAGGCAUUUGCUGAUGAUAGUGAAAAUGAUGAUGAGAUUGGAAGAUCAGAAAGGGUGAAAAGAUGGAGGGAUGCUUUGGAUGAAGCAGGAAAUAUAUCAGGCUUUGAUCUCCGAAAGACACAUGACGGGAAUGAAGCGGAAUGUAUAGAGCAGAUAGUGAAGGAGAUUGUUAGCAAGCUAAGAUCGGAAGAAGUGGCCGGAGAACGUCAAAAGGAUGAGGAAUUCGGAAGUAAAUUCCUGUCGGAGAGAGUCAUUGGCUUCACUCGUUCAGCAGCAUCUCCUUUCCUAUUGUGUGUGCCUGUAUUUUUUUUUUUUUGUGACCAUUUAUAGUAUUUAAAAAAGUGAUCAAACUUUCUAGUCCAAAUAAAAAUAUAAAAGUGGACGGAUCGACCAAUGGUUGGAGUA
Messenger RNA from Nicotiana tabacum (common tobacco), 917 nucleotides. Its product is annotated as TMV resistance protein N-like. Gene Ontology annotation, biological process: signal transduction. Lineage: Eukaryota; Viridiplantae; Streptophyta; Magnoliopsida; Solanales; Solanaceae. The record is from RefSeq and is a predicted model, not a curated record.